AUGGCGGUCCCUGUGUCACCCGGGCGGGAUGUGUUUGCGGAGGGAUUGCUGGAGCUGCUCAAACCGGCCGUGCAGCAGCUCGACUCCCAUGUACACGCCGUGAGGUACUGUGAGGGGCCCCAGAGCGGGAAUAUGGGGGGGCCACACACAGCAGCUUCCUGUUACUGUCCCCGCCCACAUGAACUGACCCCAAUAAACAUGGGGUAACCCCCCACCCCAAUAAACCUCUGGGGAUCCCUGCACCAACAUGGGGUAACCCCCCAACCCCAAUAAACCUCUGGGGAUCCCUGCACCAACAUGGGAUAACCCCCCCACCCCAAUAAACCUCUGGGGAUCCCUGCACAAACAUGGAGUAACACCCCCCCACCCCAAUAAACCUCUGGGGAUCCCUGCACAAACAUGGGGUAACCCCCCAACCCCAAUAAACCUCUGGGGAUCCCUGCACAAACAUGGAGUAACACCCCCCCACCCCAAUAAACCUCUGGGGAUCCCUGCACCAACAUGGGGUAACACCCCCCACCCCAAUAAACCUCUGGGGAUCCCUGCACCAACAUGGGGUAACACCCCCCACCCCAAUAAACCUCUGGGCAUCCCUGCACCAACAUGGGGUAACACCCCUCACCCCAAUAAACCUCUGGGGAUCCCUGCACCAACAUGGGGUAACACCCCCACCCCAAUAAACCUCUGGGGAUCCCUGCACCAACAUGGGGUAACACCCCCACCCCAAUAAACCUCUGGGGAUCCCUGCACCAACAUGGGGUAACACCCCCACCCCAAUAAACCUCUGGGGAUCCCUGCACCAACAUGGGGUAACACCCCCACCCCAAUAAACCUCUGGGGAUCCCUGCACCAACAUGGGGUAACACCCCCACCCCAAUAAACCUCUGGGGAUCCCUGCACCAACAUGGGGUAACACCCCCCCACCCCAAUAAACCUCUGGGCAUCCCUGCACCAACAUGGGGUAACACCCCUCACCCCAAUAAACCUCUGGGGAUCCCUGCACCAACAUAGGGUAACACCCCUCACCCCAAUAAACCUCUGGGGAUCCCUGCACCAACAUGGGGUAACCCCCACCCCAAUAAACCUCUGGGGAUCCCUGCACCAACAUGGGGUAACCCCCCACCCCAAUAAACCUCUGGGGAUCCCUGCAUCAACAUGGGGUAACCCCCCCCACCCCAAUAAACCUCUGGGGAUCCCUGCACCAACAUGGGGUAACCUCCCACCCCCCCCAAUAAUCCUCUGGGGAUCCCUGCACCAACAUGGGGCAACCCCCCACCCCAAUAAUCCUCUGGGGAUCCCUGCACCAACAUGGGGCAACCCCCCCCACUCCAAUAAUCCUCUGGGGAUCCCUGCACCAACAUGGGGUAACACCCCCCCACCCCAAUAAUCCUCUGGGGAUCCCUGCACCAACAUGGGGUAACACCCCCACCCCAAUAAUCCUCUGGGCAUGCCUGCACCAACAUGGGGUAACACCCCUCACCCCAAUAAACCUCUGGGGAUCCCUGCACCAACAUGGGGUAACCCCCACAAACCCUUGGGAUCCCUGCACCCACAUGGGCAACCCUCCCCCAAUAAACCUCUGGGAUCCCUGCACCAACAUGGGGUAACCCCCACCCCAAUAAACCUCUGGGGAUCCCUGCACCAACAUGGGGUAACCCCCCACCCCAAUAAACCUCUGGGGAUCCCUGCACCAACAUGGGGUAACACCCCCCCACCCCAAUAAACCUCUGGGGAUCCCUGCACCAACAUGGGGUAACACCCCCCACCCCAAUAAACCUCUGGGGGUUCCCUGCACAAACAUGGGAUAACCUCAUUUGCUGGGGAGGGCUGCCUGGGCUGUCAGGCAGCCCUCCACAAGAGGAUCGCGGCGGAGGUAAGUACCUCUGAUCUCCUUUGGGCUUCAGCCGUUACGGCGUUCUAUGCCGCCGCAGCGGCUUUAAAGCCCUUUUGAUGCGGGACGGCAUAGAACACCGUAACAGCGUUAAAGGGACACUAUAGUCACCAAAACAACGUUAGCUUAAUGAAGCUGUUUUGGUGUAUAGAUCAUGCCCCUGCAGUCUCACUGCUUAAUUCUCUGCCCUUUAGGAGUUAAAUCACUUUGUUUAUACAGCCCAAGUCACACCUCUCUGCAUGUGACUUGCACAGCCUUCCUAAACACUUCGUGUAAAGAGUCAUCUCAUGUUUAUGCUUCCUUUAUUGCAAAUUCUUUUUAAUUUAGAAUUUAUCUUCCGCUUUAAUAGCUUGCUAAACCCUGCAUGAGCCUUGUGUAUGUUUUUUAAAUUCAUUUUAGAAAGAUUACACUAUAUUUUACAGCAAGUUACUAUCUAAUUGAAAUUGAAACCAUUUUGUCAUGCAGGCUGUGCUCGAAACAGCCAGUAGAGGUGUGGCUAGAACUGCAUAAACUGAAACAAAAGUGAUUUCACUCCUAAAUGGCAGAGAAUUGAGCAGUAAAACUUCAGAGGAAUGUUCAAUACACCAAAACUGCUUCACUAAGCUAAAGUUGUUUUGGUUACUAUAGUGUCCCUUUAAUGUGCAUUUUUAUUGAAUUACUGUUGCUUAUGAAAGUCUUAUUUGGAGCACACUCAUCACACCUGAAGAAUCUAUGAUACAUGUACAGGGAUUGUAAUCUGUAACAAAUAACCUUUACUUUGCAGAGAGAGCCAAGUGGACCUGCGGGAACAUAUUGACAGUCUGGCAUCAGGUAAGUCGGUAUCAUGGUUACACAUCAAAAUGAGAAUGGGCUGGAUUAUGAUAUUCCUACUUUAUAUACUGUCAGCAGUUUAAACUGAUAACAAGUUUAUAUAAUAAUUAUGCAGAGUUUAUGCUGGUGGAAGCGGUUCUAGUUAGACAUUACAAGCUAAUGAGUUGAGAAUAACUCUGUAUAUUGUGUAUAGUCCUCCUGAAUCCAGAUUAAAUAAUAACAAAUCCAUGACAUUUAAUACAUUCAGUUUUAUCCGCAGUCCCAUAAGUUAGCACAGAGAGUGCCAAUACCUUAAUUUAAUUCCAAGUGGCACCGAUCUCUGAUUAUCUUUGAUUGAGAGACCUUUCGUAGCAGGGUUGCUUGCUUAGCUCAUCAGAACCAUCACUUACUCUUCUUGCUCUAGAGCUUUGCAAAAUUAAUGAAGAUCAGAAGGUGGCUCUUGAUCUGGACCCAUAUGUGAAGAAGCUCCUGAAUGCCAGGCGUCGGGUGGUUUUGGUCAACAAUAUUCUGCAGAAUGCACAGGUAAUGAAAGAAAAUCGGGUCAGCGAUAAAUAUGGAGGUCACCUAAUAAUUUAAUAGAAAGAAUGUUGCUGGGGUAGAACGUUUUUAUUUUUAAAGACACAAAACAUAUUUUUGGUCUUUGCUAAGCUGCCCAAUGUUUGAUUAGGAAAUCAUUGGAGGAUCAUUGGUUCCCACUACUUAUGUGAAAGCAUGUGCUGAUUGGCUUUUUUGAUCUCUGCAGGAACGUCUGAGGCGUCUCAAUCAUAGCGUGGCUAAAGAGAGUGCUCGCAGAAGAGGAAUGCUGGACUCUGGUACCCACCACAAUCAAGCAUCUCCUAAUAAAUGA
This is a messenger RNA of Pelobates cultripes (western spadefoot toad), 3548 nucleotides long. Lineage: Eukaryota; Metazoa; Chordata; Amphibia; Anura; Pelobatidae. The record is from the annotation of a GenBank genome assembly.